Molecule: messenger RNA, 2724 nt
Organism: Stylonychia lemnae
Lineage: Eukaryota; Ciliophora; Spirotrichea; Sporadotrichida; Oxytrichidae
Source: the annotation of a GenBank genome assembly
AUGAAUCCACAUAUUCCAUAGCAGAUGAGAAUUUUCCAAGUCUUAAAAAUUAAUAAGAUUCUUAAAAGUGAGUCAGAAGUCUUUAAUAUUACAAAUACCAAUUUAACUUUUGGGUUGAAGCCAGCUGAGAUCAAGCAAUUCUAUAAAGAUAAAAAUAGAGAUAGAAAUGAAUAUGAGAGUUAAUUUAGCUUUAAGUUAAAGGAAACUGUGAUCGAGGAGGAAGUCAUAAAUGGUUCUGAGAAUGAAUCUUUGGAGUCAUAUGAAAAUGAGGGAACUUUAAACUAAACUAUGGCAAACAUGAAUUUUACUCAACUUAGCGAUACUAUGCAGCUGACUGAGCUCAACAGAUCAAAUAAGGUGCUUAUCAUGCCAACUCCUAACAAAGUGACCAAGAAUAAGCUAUAGCUACAAUUAAAUAGGAUAGAGUAAUAUAUAUCACACCCAUAAUCACCAAACACCUCUAUAAGGUGCUUUGAAUCAAAUCGCAAAAUUAAUAAUUUGAGACUGCCUACAAAAUCUAUGAAUCAAAGAAAAAGUAUACUCAAAAAUCCUAGCUCGGAUAGAAGCUAGAACAGAAAUGCUAAUAAAAAAGUGAGUAUAUUCAUUCCUAUUGAGGAAACUAAAUAUGAAUUUAACGAAUGUUCCUCAUCAUGUACUUCAUCUUCAAUGACUUCUGAAAGUUUUAACUCUUCAAAUGGUUAAAGAGGUCAUUUAUGGGAAGAAUAAAUUGAUUCUCAUGAAUCAUCGGUAUCUAAGGCUUCUAGAUAUGAUAGAUCAUCAUAUUUUGAUAAGAUGAGUGCUAGAGAUGAAGAGUUCAUUGGAAUGUUUACUAAAAAAAGCACAUAUGACCCAAAAAAGAAGUAAGUUUAAGUGUUUGCUAUAAUUUUGUAAAGAUACGAUUAUGAUGAUCUUAGUUGGUGUCACAAAAAAAUGAGAGAAGGUAUAGUAGCGAGAAAGUUUCAUUAUUCAAAUCAUAAGUAAAAUCAACCUUUUUUGUAUAAAUCAAAUUAUAGAAAUGAUAGAGUUAAGAUUUGGAUAUCAAAUGAUGGCAAUAAAAUUAAUUGGAGAAAAGUAAACUCUCAGACCCAAAGUUUGUUAGAUUUGACUUCAUCAGUAAAGAUCAAAAAUAUUUAUGGACUUAUUUUUGGAGCUUUCAGUUCAACAUUUGAAAAUCACAAAGAAUUUGUAUUGAAUUAUUAGAGAUUUAGUCGAUUAACAAAUCAAAAUAACAAAAGAAGCUCUAGCUAGAAAGGUAGUAGUCCAGGCUCGAAUAUUAAAAUUAGAUAAAGACGCUAAGCAAAAUCAUACACAAUGUCCUUGCAUCAGGGAGAUAAGCAUGAAAAUAACUUAUAAAGGAGUGCAGCUCUAAAAACUGAGGAUAAGAUCUUCUAUAGUUGGGAAUGUGUAUCUUUAAUGACUCUUAAGAGAACAUAUGACUUUGUCAUAACUGAAAGAACUGAGAUGCUAGCAUUCAUUAAUUGCAUUCAAAAUAUAAUCUACAUUCAUCAUUUGAAGAGGAAACAAACUAUAACUAUACCUAAGUACUGGUAUUAUAAGAUUCUGAUGUUUAAAAUGAAAAUAUCAUAUAUGGCUUGGGUUCAGAAAAUUCAAUUCAGUGAGGUGUUAUUGAGAGCCAUUAACAAGACUGUAGAACAAUAGAAGCAUUAAGUAAUUGCAGAAUUGAGAGCAUUCAGAAUGACAGAGAAUAUACAUUAGGAUGUUUUGGAAGCAAAGUAACAAGGCAUACUAAAGCGAAAGAGUGUCUUUGUAACAGAUAAAGAUCAACUGUAAGCUAAAGGAUCUCUUCUUAAGAGAAGGGAAACAAUAGCAGCACUAUUAAAAGAGCAAUUAUCAAAGAUGAAUACAUACUCGAAUGAAAACCCUUUACAAGGAUACUAGAAAAUGUAAAUAUUUUUUUCCCUGAUCUUAUUGAAACAGAACUAUAAGCUACAUCACUUGAAGAAGUGUGCUCUUUCGCAUAAAUUCUACAUAGACAAUUAUUUAUCAUCAGAUGAGGAGGAGAUAUAGAAUAAGAAAAAAAUUGCAAGAGAAACAAUAUUUGAAGCAAAAAGGCUUGAGUAACUUGUGAAUGAGGAAUUAAGAAUACUUAAUUUCAGAUUAUAAUAAGUACUAAAUUUAAAAGCUAAAGAUGCAUUCUUCAUGAUUAGCGAGGAUAUUAGGAUGUUCACAAAAAACAAAAAGAAAUUAGUAAGUUUAGUUUUUAAACUAAUUUAGAGGAAAAUUAUUGAUGAAGAUAAUUUAUUAAAGAAGUAAAAAUUCAAGAAACAAAUUGAGGCGAAAGAGUUCUGGCGUAAGGCCAAGAAUUAUAGACAACUAAUCUAAAAAGAGUAAAAAUCAUAAGAGUUCAAGAAUGAGAGACAAAAGAUCCUUGAUAAUAUUAAAAGAAUCAGAGAAAAGUCAUUUCAUCAUAAAGCCAGUUCAUAAAUUCCAGAAUUUCAUAAAUAAAGUGAUGUCAGAGCUAAAUCUUAGAUAAAUCAGGAAUAAGGAGGAUAAUCGAUUGUCUAUCGUCAAAAAGAGCAUUCACCGCUUAGUAAACUUUGGAAGCAAAAUAUGCUUAGGGAUCAUAGAAAUCAUCCAUUCGAAUUUGGAAUUCCACAAACUAUGAAAGAAGUAAGAGUCUCUAGAAACAUUCAAUCUUCUUUUAUAAGCAAAAGAAGAGAAUUCAGAUAUGCACCUAAAAUUGAAGUAUAAUUUGAAGUAUGA